This is a messenger RNA of Cottoperca gobio, 7677 nucleotides long. It is a transcript of the gene nlrc5, whose product is annotated as NLR family, CARD domain containing 5. Lineage: Eukaryota; Metazoa; Chordata; Actinopteri; Perciformes; Bovichtidae. Bases 234 to 5981 code for a protein of 1915 amino acids. Gene Ontology annotation, biological process: positive regulation of transcription by RNA polymerase II; positive regulation of MHC class II biosynthetic process; positive regulation of MHC class I biosynthetic process. Gene Ontology annotation, molecular function: protein binding. The record is from RefSeq and is a predicted model, not a curated record. The transcript is spliced from 54 exons.
UUAUUUCAUGUAAUAACAAUAAUGGACCUCUGUCUGGAUCUGUAAGAGCUAUCUAUCUCUCCCUCGAAUCUGCCUGUCUCUGUCCAUAAUGUCUGUAUUGCCGCAGCCGUUGUGCAAAAACGAAACCAAAACUAUAUCCCCAGCCUGCCCUCUGUUUCGUCUUAUAAUAAUAGAUACUCUGGCUGCCGAAAGAUGCAGUCUGCAGAAGUAGUUGUUGCUGAUGGAGUCUGACCAUGGAUGAGGAGGUUGACCCUGAGGACAAAAAUGUGAACUCCGUGUUGGCUCAGGAAUCAUCAGAACUGCUUCAAAUCAUUAGCGGUCAGUCUCCCGCAGUCAUAAGGAAGGUUUGCCAAAUGAUGCCCAGUGAUGGAAGGAGGAACAUCAACCUGGAUCCCAGUAGCUCCUCGGCCGCAGCAGUAACACAACACAUCAAAGCCGUGUUGGAGUACUUCAGGGUGGCCAACCCUACGGAUUGCUGCAACUUCCUUCAGAGCAUGUGUAUGCUGUGUGUGAACAUCCCCAUGCGUUUGGAGUCAAGGCUCAUUUCAGCGGCUGGCUAUGCAAAUAAUGCUUCCACUCCCAGUGUUACGGAUGGCCAGUCGUCUUCGCCGCCUUCAGAGCAGCAGCUCAUCAAACGCCCACGGAUUGAUCACUGGCAGCAGUACAUUGCUGGAGUGAGGCUUUUAAUGCAGAGGAGGUGGGAGCGACUCAGUGUGCGCCUGGUGGGGGACGUCCAGCUGGAGAAUGUGUGGGUCAGCCUGAGAACCACAAACAGAGGCAGGGACAGACCUGAUCAAACCCCUGGACCAGCAGACAAAGGGGGCAGAACACCAGAGCCGAGUGGUGAUUGUGGGUUUAUGGAUUCCAGAGUGACAUUGGAGACGUUCCUCCAGGGAUGUGCAGGGAAGGUGACAGUCCUCGUUGGUCAGGCUGGAUCAGGAAAAACUCUGCUGAUGUCUUGUUUAGGACAGCAGUGGGCACAGGGACUAGGCCCUAUCCCUUCGUCUUACCUGUUUGUGCUGCUGGAGUUUCGUCAGCUCAACGUACUGUCCUGCCUUCUCUCCCUGUCUGAGCUGCUAUUCCAACACUACCUCCCUGUGAAAGGGGGCGACGACGAAAAGAGAGACAUUGUGGAUUACCUCAUCUCCAAUCCAGAGCAAAGCUGUUGGGUGCUGGAUGGCUAUGAUGAGUUUCACAGCAAACUCACUAAACAAGAGGUUCAGAGUGAGCUGUUGGACGCAGAAAAGCCUCUGCCUGUUGCAGACCUCGUGUCAGGGCUGUUAAAUCGUCAGCUUCUUCCAGGAUGCACUGUGGUGGUCACUUGUCGUGCACGCAAGGUCAGCGAUUUGGAAGGCAUAUCAGACAAAGUGGGGCAUCUGCUGGGGUGGGACUGCCAUGAGAUCAAGGAGUAUGUGGAGAACUUCUUUGGAGCACAAGGUCACUCAGCAAACAGAGCUCUUUGGGCACAAGCAGCAGAUCUCCUUCUUUCCAGUCGACACUUACUCGCCAUGUCCUCCCUCCCUGCCCUCUGCAACAUCUGCUGCAUCUGUCUGGAGCAUUUACUGCUGGAAGGGAGAGACCCAGGAAGCACGCAGACACUGGAAAAAAGAGAAAGUGAGACAAGGAGAAAAGCGAGAGGGAAAGAAGAAAAAGAAGUACAGAUUUCAGGAGGAGGAAGAGGAGAAGAGGGCAGUAGAGGAGAGAGUUGUGUACAAAGGGGAGAUCAAAGUGGAGGGAGUGAAGGCAUAAUGAUGGAUGGAACAAAUGGUAGAGCCCAGCUACCUCCCACAGAAGCCCAGAUUCCCCCCACCCUCACCCAGGUCUACCUCACUGUUCUCUGUGCAUUUCUCAGCCGUGUCUCCAAUACAACAGGAGGCAAUGAGGGGUCAACGACCCCAAGAAUUCCACAGAGUAUUGUGUGCAUGCUGAGACAGUAUCGAUCUGACUUGUGUGAGCUGAGUCAGCUGGCCUGGAAAGGCUUAGAAGACAGCAAGAUCCUCUUCAUGGAAGAAGACAUUUCUCCGGCUGUUUUGGAGUUUGCAAUCAGGACAGGGCUAUUCUCGCAGGUGGAGGUCAGAAGUGAGGAUGGGAUGCUUGUCAACUCCUACUGCUUCAUUCAUCUGACAUUACAGGAGUUUUUGGCUGCACUCAAAACUAUGACCAGUGCUGAUGUUAGUGACACGCAGCUCAAGAAGAGAUUCAGUCUGAGAACUCGCUGGAUGACCAAGUCAGACCAGAGGACACUCUUUACUGACUCCCUGCACCUGUAUGUCUGUGGUCUGGCUUCCCCACUCUGCACUCCGGCCUUAGUUCAAUUAGCCAGGACCCCUGGUGGAUCAGGAGGAGAAAGUUGGGUCCAAAAACGGCAAACUCUCGUUCUGAAACUGCUAAAAAACCUUUGUCAAAGCAACACCCUGACUGGACCAAAGAUAUUGGAGCUUUGCCACUGUGUCCAGGAGAGCCAGGACCACCAACUAGCUAAGCAGGUUGUGGCUGCGAGACCCACCCUGGAGCUGCGCAACAUCUGGCUAUUACCUAAUGAUAUGGAUGCUCUGGCUUUUGUAGUUAACUCAGCAGGUGAUACUGGCAUUGGAUUGGACUUUGGAGCAUGCUCAAUGGAGUUGGAGUGUUUAGAUGUCCUGUCCAGGUGUCAGUACAUUCACUGCCUCAGUUUUCGCAGCCGCAAGUAUGGCGACACGUUUGCUGAGAAGUUGUCCUCCGUUUUGCCAAAAUUCACAACCCUGAGAAAACUAGAAUUUUGUGGAGCCAGUCUGACCGCCACAGGAGCCGCUAGUUUGGCCUCCGCUCUCCAGGACUGUCCAGACAUCACUGACAUCAAUCUGAGCGACAACAAUUUGACAGAUGAAGGGAUCGAACACAUAGCUGAUAUUUUUACCAAACAACCCAGACAGGUCUUGGUUAUGUUGGGUCGAAACAACAGCUCUCUGGAAGCAGUGGACUACCUCAUCGGGAAAAUGUCUUCAUGUUUCAACAUCCAGCACAUUAAUGCAGAUGGGACGAAGGAAUUGACAGUACAUUUUUCCCAAAUCUCUGAUUUGAACAGUAGUAAAACUAAGUCUGACCCAACAAUCAGCUUGUUGAACCAGAAAUGGAGCAAGCCUGAGAUGCAAAGACUUGCAAAGUCGUUGGCACGUUGCCCCGCCUUGUCUGUCCUGGAUAUAUCUGGAGGCCAUUUGGAUGUUGAAACUCUGAGGACGCUGACAAAGUUUUUGCCAAAGUUCAACGUUACAAAAAGCAUCAUUGCGAAUGACUGCUGCUCUUCAGUGGAGGGUUUGGUGAUUCUGACUGCUCUGCUGUCUGAUUGUCCUGCUUUGGUGGAGCUUAAUAUCAGACUACAGACUCCUGUCCAGGUGUCCGUAGUGUUUUCAGGAGGGAGAAAAAAACCUGCAAAUGAAAUAUCUAAAAUGCUUUGUCUCAGCAGCUGUGGUCUGCUGCCUACUCAUCUGAAGAGAGUGUGGAGCAGUUUGGGAACCUCCUCUGAUCUCACUUUGCUGGAUCUGUCCAGUAACCGUUUAGGCAAUACAGGUCUGGGGAAGCUGUUGGAGGCCCUGCCUCGUCUUGGUAAAAUCCAGGAAGUAAACGCCAGUAACAAUGGGAUUGGCAUGGAAGGAGUGGUGAUGCUGGCUGGUGCUUUGUGCUCCCAUAACACCUUAACUCAAAUUCACAUCAGUGGUAGAGACAGAGAGCAGGUGAUCCUGAAGUUCUGCCCAGACAAAAGGGAUGAAAAACAGCAGCUAAAGACGUUCAGGAUAAACAGCAGCAGCCUCCUGCCGUCCAAUAUAACCUCACUCUGCAGACGAUUGGUCCGGUGUCGCUCGCAUUUGGAGUUAGAUUUGUCUCGUAGCCCAUUGACGGACGAGGCUAUCAAGAAUCUGCUGAAGGUGCUGCCGAAGAUGAUGUCACUGCAGAGACUCAAUGUCAGCCACAGCAUCACAUCCAGUGGAGCAGUGAUGUUGGUCAGAUGUUUGACUGUCAGUCAGCGAGUCACAUCAGUGGAGCUCAGGCCUCAGACUGAAUCCUCCGUCUGUUUUGACAGUGUGAAAGCAGAAGAAGCCAGCUGCAGGGUAACACAUUGUAGGCUGAACAAUGACAAUUUGGAGAGACUGCUCGAGAUCCUACAGCAGAGUCCCCAACUGUCUGACCUGGAUUUAUCAAGUAACCAACUGGAAGAUGAAGGAGUGAAGCGCUUUUUGGAUUCUCUACGAAAUCUCAAAAUCACCAGCUAUGUAAAUUUGAGCAACAAUAAUGUGACCCACCAGGGGGUGUUGGAUGUGGCCAGCACACUGUGCACCUGUAACAACGUCUGUGGUGUAGAAGUCAGUUUGGGAGCAGAGGAGAGGUGUCUCAUCUGGUUUACACAAGAUGAAGGUUGUGGAAAAACACUGAGCGUCAGAGACAGUAGUUUGGAACGUGACCAUCUGGUCAGAUUAGCAGAGAUCGUGUCUCCCUGUCCCAGUCUGACCAAACUGGAAUUCAAGAACAAUUUGCUGGAGUCUGAUUGGAUUAUAGACUUUGUGAAGCUGUUAAACAGCAGUCAGAGAGGAUGCAGUGUCAGUAUUGAGGAACGUUGGAUCAGAUCUGAGGAAGCUGUUAGUUUGGUGUGUCGCUGUCUGGAGUUCAGCAGCAACAUACACACUAUCAGGGUUCACCAGACCACGCUACACCUGUCUUUGAGGAAGUCAACUAAACUAACCUCAGUCAGCCUCGUGGACUGUGCAGUAGAAGGGUACCAGCUUGCCUCUUUGAGAAGCAUCAUCCCAAAGUGUCUUUUACUGACAGAGCUGGAUUUGUCCAACAAUAACUUGGGUAUGGAGGGAGCUGAGUUCCUUUAUUCUGUCCUGCCCCAGCUGCCAAAUCUCACUUCUCUAAGUCUUGGUUCCAAAGAGGCUUGUGUGACUCUGGUUGAGAAGCUCUCAGAGGCCUUGCUGCAGUCUACACACAUUCAGUGCUUAAAUCUAUCAGGUCAUGUGAUUAGUGACUCAGCAGCCCAGAUUAUGACCAGAAUGUUGCCCCGUCUGAAAUCAGUCAACCUGUCUCAUUGCGAGUGCUCAGCGGCCGCAAGGCUGCAGCUCGUCAAAGCUCUCGGAGAUUGUGUCAGUCUGGAAGGCCUUUGUCUGGACUCCUUACAGCUGAAUGAGGAGAGCAGAGUGUGCCUGGCAUACGCACUGAGAAAUAUCAACUCAAUCCGCAGCCUCAAGCUAAAUAAGAUUGCCACAUCAGUGGGGCCAUCAGAAGAAAACGGAGUGCUAGAUCUCCUCGCUGCUAUGGAGGGACUCACACGAAUGGAGGAGAUAGAGUUAGAGGGCUGGAGGAUGGCUGAUAGAGGAAUAGAGCUGUUGAGCAGACUCCUUCCUGUCUGGACGGAGCUCAAGAAGAUCAGUCUAUCAAAGAACCUUACCAGCGACCAAUCAGGAGCCAAGUUACUGGAAGCUUUGAAAAGCUGUAGUCACCUAGAAGAGCUCCAUCUGUCUAGCAACAGCCUCGGUGAUCUCACUGCUGCCAGGAUGGCCCUUGUUCUACCAUCACUGACACACAUCACUGUGUUGGAUAUUUCUGAGAACAGGAUUGGUGAUGAAGGGUCAGUAAGCCUGUCCAAAGCAAUAAUGUGCAUGAAGAACCUCACCACGAUUCAUCUGACCUCUGUUGGGACUUCAGAGCUGUGUGCUGUAGCUGCCAGUCUGGCCCACUGUCCCCUCAUACAGGAUGUGGGUCUGGGAUGGAAUAACUGUGGUGAUAAAGUGGCAGUGGAGCUGGCCAGAGUUAUGCCUCUCUGUCAGGAGCUGACCAGAAUAGAUCUGGAGUCGAACACUGUGAGUGUUUUUGGAGCGGAGGCCCUGGUUAGAGCCUUACAGUCAUGUCCUGCUCUGCAGCUCAUCAGGCUGUGGAGGAACAACAUUAUCCCCAGUGAGGCCCAGAGGCUCAGUCUGAGGGACAGGAGGCUGAACUUCUCAUCCACCUGAUGUGAUCUGUAUUGUUGACGAAGAGAAGUAACAUUUCAGUUCAUCACAAUCUGCAGGUAAAUCACUGCUCCAGCUACCAAUGAGUUCAAAUGUGUUUCCCUACAGCAUGACCACCAGAAAAGCAUGAGGAAUGAUCUAACAGAAAGUGAUUAAGAUCUCCAUGUAACAUUUUGUGUAACAUGUGUAUCUGAUGACUGCAGCAGCGGAUGCCUCUAAUAGUAUGAAGGAUUAAAAGACCACUAUGUUAGAGAACCCAUUUAGAUAUAUACAUCAUGUUUAUGAGUUCUUAUCCCUUUUGGGAUUUUCCUAAAAUGUCUUGACGUACAUAAUAAGAUCAUCUCUAAGUUAUUAAGACAGAUGUAUUUAAGUUAUUAUUUUUGAGAAAAGCAAACAUCUAUUUUUAAAACUAUUUAAAUGUAUGUCUGAUGCAUUAAUUGGCCUCUAGUUUCACAGAUGGUGUCAGCUGAAAGUAUGGCAGUGAAACAAUGUCGCUUUUGUCAACAGAUGUGUUAUGAAUAUAACAGUAAGAGAGUUUAGCGUUAACCAGUGCAUCACAACGUGUGACAAUAUACUUUGUUAGAUAUUAUAUCAGUCAUAAACUCACUGUUCAAGUAACUACAACAGAAUGUGUUGCUAUAUUAAUGUUACAUUUUAAAAAUUGGGAUAAGUACAGGUUGUACAAUAUAAAUACAAUACGGACGACAGAGAAAUACAUGAAGUUACUUUGGGGAUAUUCAAAAUUAUUCAAAUAAAUAAAUAUUAAUCCUUCAGCAACCGAUUCAAUCACUGAAAUACAAUUGUGAGUCAGUAAACCUAAAGGUCCCAAUUAGGAUAUUAUAUCGUUUAGUUGAUGAAGCACUUGCUAUUUGUGUUUCCAAGCAGCUUGCUUCUUGCUUUUAAGAAACCAAACACUAAUAUGAGGUUGUAGAAGACACAUUUCCUUAUGUUAUACUGCGACGAGGUUAACGAUAUCCCUAACAGCCCACAAAGCUUACUAUUUUGAAUCAGCCCAAACUUUUCUGUGUGGUUACUGCCGCUGCACAUACUGCCACCACCCUUUCCGCUGCCUCACACCGUCAUGAAACUAGAGGUCAUGAUGUUUUCCAUAAGUUUCAUAUGAGAAAAGAAUGUAUGUAUGCAGACUCUGAAACCCUUGAGUCACUUUGCACUGUAAUGUGUUUAGAAACACUAGAGGCCACAUUAGUGAAAACACAAUCAAUCAAAAACUCACAGUGAAGGAAGAGUUGAAAGAGAGCCCCCCCCCCCCUUCUCUCUGUUAUCUGCUCUUAUUGUCAUUUUAGGUUGUGGUCUCUAUACAAUUUGCAUAUUUAUUUCUGCUGAUAUCAUGGAAAGUUUUUUUAGUUUUUUACAAAAUGUAAUUAAAGAUGAUGAUAGUUACAUUGGACAAGAAGUGUGAAGCACUACACUCACAUAUAACAGGUUAGAGUCUCACUACUGUCAUGUUCAUGUUAUAAUGACGCUCAUUCUGAGAGGAAUGCACCUUAUUUCUUUCCCAUUCCUCUUUGUAUUGUUUGUAGCUUUUACAUUUCAUUCCGUUUCAUUUUGAUCUCUACAACUAUCACAGAGAGGGAUGUCCUGUGGUACUGUAGCUCAUCUGUUGAAAGUGGUUUUGCCUCUAUUCAUUUCAUUCUGACUUGCACUGAGGUGUUAAUUGAGAUAAAACAAUUAAAAAAAC